Helianthus annuus (common sunflower) is the source of this 2462-nucleotide messenger RNA. RefSeq lists its product as uncharacterized. The coding region runs from base 1866 to 2174 and encodes 102 amino acids. Lineage: Eukaryota; Viridiplantae; Streptophyta; Magnoliopsida; Asterales; Asteraceae. The record is from RefSeq and is a predicted model, not a curated record. The transcript has 5 exons.
UUUAAUUAAAACGAAACAUGGGGACCAAAGUGAACAACUUGAAAGUUGUUUUCUUAAAAUGUCUAAGUGUUUUAUAUAAUUAGAUAAGUUUAAAAGUAUCAAGAAAGUUUAUAAAACUUGGAAAAGGGUUAUUAGGUGACAACAAUAGAUAGCAUGGGGGUUGAAUGUGUAAGAUUGAUAAAUAACAUAAUAAAAUUAAAAACCCAGUAGUUGGGUGCGUGGUGGGUAUCGCGACCAGGAGGGGGAAAGAAAGGGUGAAACCCUACUUGUUCAAUCAAGGUCAAAAUUCAGCAAAUUAAUGGUGGUUCUUGACACAAAUCGAAUGCAUGAGACUGGGUACAACUUAAUCUAAGUAUAUUGAUCAUAAGAAUAGGAAUCACAUUAGCAAGGACUCGAAAACGGAAGGUUAACGGGUCAAGCAGAGGCGAGGAAACAAGCGUGAACACUAACGCUCGAGGUAAGUGACUUUCGAUUCACUUCUUAGUAUACAUAUAGAGUUUUCUUGUUACGGUUGAAUGGGAUGAUUGAUGUAUAUAAAAUGGCCGACAAGUAGGUAUGUAUGAAUGCAUUUAGGAAAAUUACGUAAGUACAUGCACGUGUGAGCUAAGGUAUGCACGGGUGUAGUUAUGAUUCAUUUUAUGAAUGUAUGUAAGUAUGGAGUUAUGUAUGCAUGUAUGUAUAUAUGUAGGUAUUGGUGUAUGUAUGUACGUAAGUAGUUAUGUAUGAGCAUGAGCAUUAUGUAUUUGAAUAUGAAAGUACAUACGUGUGUAGGUACGAACGUAUAUAUAUAUAUGUGGAUGCAAGUAAGUAUGUAUGUAUGUAUGUGAGUAGGUAUGUGUGUAUGUAGUUAUGUAUGUAUGUAUGUAAAUACAUAUGCGAAGAUGUAAUCAUGUAUGUAUGUAAUUAGAUGCGUGGGUAUGCAAGUAAAGGUAUGUAUGUAUGUAGAUGUGUAUUAUGCGUAUGCGAAGAUACGUAGGUAUAUAUGAAUGUAUGUAGAGAAGUAGUAAUGCAUGCGCGAAUGUAGAUAUGGGGUUGGUAUAGAAGAAGGUACGUAUGAGUAUAUGCAGGUAUGUAGAAAUAUAGGAGGACAUGUACGUAUGUAGACGCAUAUGUAUACAUGUAAACAUGUACAUGUGCAUGAUUUAGAUACGUAGAAUUUUAACGUUACUAAUUAUGCGUUUGAGGUUGGUAUGUGAUGCAGGAACAAGUACACCGGAUUCUUACGAAACUUAAACCGAACCCGGAAUAAGAGGAUGAGAAAGAAUAAUUGGAUGAAUUAAUGUUAAAUUGACGAACGUUAUUCAAUCUUUAAUUACAUGAGAUUAAUGUUAUAUGAUGUUGCCUUUGACUAAUGGUUAAGUUGUAUGUGAUGCCCACAGGUGUUACACGGAUUUCUUCUGCUGCUAUGGAAGUGAAGCGGACGUAGAUCGAGUCAAGAGCAAGGAUUGUACGGAUAGAUUGGUCACAUAGUUGAAGUAUAUAACGUUUGGAAAUCUAAAUUUUAGUAUGAAUGUUGUAAAAUUCUCUUAUAGUACGUUUAACAUUUUUAGCAUUUGGAUCCUUCGUGAAAGAAAUGUUGUUAAUACGGAAGAAAAUUUUAAAGCUCUUUUUCCGCUGCGUUAUUUUUAAGGUUAAACGUGUUAGGGUGUAACAAGUUGGUAUCAGAGCCCUGGUUUGAGAGAAUCAAGUACAAGAGGAUAGGUACUUGAACUCGAACCUGUGUGCUCUUAUGACAAGAAACCCGUACAAUCCGAGACUCGACCAAGAUCUAAAGGUAGAAGCAAAGGUAAGUAUGUGCUUAAGUAUGUAUUGGAAGAUAACUAACUAUAUGUUAUGUGUAAGGUAAGCAUGGUUGCUUGGAAAGAAUGAUUUGUGGAUGCGGUCUAGCACCGACGCCAAGGCCAUGUUCAUUUGAACAAGGCAUUAUUGAAAGGAUGCGCAUAGGCGAGUGCUCAACAAAUCAAUGGAAGCAAUCAAUGAAAGCAUUACAUGAACCCAUGAAGAAACGGGCCGACUCGGGCCACAAACCGCUGGCAUACACGACGAAGUCAAGAAUAGGAAUCACAUUAGCAAGGACUCGAAAACGGAAGGUUAACGGGUCAAGCAGAGGCGAGGAAACAAGCGUGAACACUAACGCUCGAGGAACAAGUACACCGGAUUCUUACGAAACUUAAACCGAACCCGGAAUAAGAGGAUGAGAAAGAAUAAUUGGAUGAAUUAAUGUUAAAUUGACGAACGUUAUUCAAUCUUUAAUUACAUGAGAUUAAUGUUAUAUGAUGUUGCCUUUGACUAAUGGUUAAGUUGUAUGUGAUGCCCACAGGUGUUACACGGAUUUCUUCUGCUGCUAUGGAAGUGAAGCGGACGUAGAUCGAGUCAAGAGCAAGGAUUGUACGGAUAGAUUGGUCACAUAGUUGAAGUAUAUAACGUUUGGAAAUCUAAAUUUUAGUAUGAAUGUUGUAAAA